This is a messenger RNA of Cebus imitator (Panamanian white-faced capuchin), 1708 nucleotides long. It is a transcript of the gene CBARP, whose product is annotated as CACN subunit beta associated regulatory protein. Gene Ontology annotation, molecular function: transmembrane transporter binding. The record is from RefSeq and is a predicted model, not a curated record. NCBI's taxonomy places the organism in Eukaryota, Metazoa, Chordata, Mammalia, Primates, Cebidae. Gene Ontology annotation, cellular component: plasma membrane; secretory granule. Gene Ontology annotation, biological process: negative regulation of calcium ion-dependent exocytosis; negative regulation of voltage-gated calcium channel activity.
GCCGCCUCCCCUGCGGGGUAUGGCACAUAGAGGUCCAGAGAGAGCCCCUCGGACUCGCCGGGCGGAGCCAAGCCGGGUGGAGGCGGCCUCUCCAUGAGUCACUGCCCCCUGUGUGGGUUCCUGCUCCCGCAGGGAAGACCCGGCUCGUUUGCAGUGGCUCCUGCAGGAGAAGUAGGCCUAGCUGGAGCUGACCAGGCCUCCUCCCCACAGGGCCGUCCUUCCCAGCUCAGAAUGCAGCCCACAGCCACCAUGGCCACAGCCGCUGCCACCACCACCUCUGCCACGGUAGCCCUCACAACGUCGUGGGACAACAGCACUGGACGCCCCACGGCAGAGCCAGACCCUAUCCUGGACAACUACGUGCUGCUGGUGGUGGUGAUGUCGCUGUUUGUGGGGGGCACGCUGGUGGUGCUGUCCGGCGUCCUGCUUCUCUGCAAGCGCUGCUGGGACGUCCACCAGCGCCUCAACAGGGCCAUUGAGGAAGCAGAGAAGACCACCACCACCUACCUGGACAAUGGGACCCACCCCGCCCAAGACCCCUACUUCCGGGGGGAAGACCCCGAGGGCCAGGAUGCGGAGACGGAGCGCUUCCUGUCCACCAGCUCCACGGGCCGCCGGGUCUCCUUCAAUGAGGCAGCACUGUUUGAGCAGAGCCGCAAGGCACAGGACAAGGGCCGCCGGUACACGCUGACGGAAGGGGACUUCCACCACCUGAAGAAUGCCCGACUCACCCACCUGCAUCUGCCGCCCCUCAAGAUUGUCACCAUCCAUGAGUGUGACUCUGGAGAGGCCAGCUCGGCCGCCCUGCCCCACCCAGCCACCUCUCCCAAGGCCACCCUGGCCAUUUUCCAGCCCCCGGGGAAGGCCCUCACGGGCCACUCCGUGGGCCCCAGCUCCGCCCUGCCAGGUGACCCCUACAACUCAGCCGCGGGCGCCACUGACUUCGCAGAGAUCAGCCCCUUGGCAUCUAGCGACUCUGGGGAAGGCACCUCGUUGGAUGCGGAUACCAGGAGCACAAAGGCUGGAGGGCCCGGGGCUGCAGCAGGGCCUGGGGAGGCAGGCCCAGGCUCUGGGGCGGGCACUGUGCUGCAGUUCUUCACCCGCCUGCGCCGCCAUGCCAGCCUGGACGGGGCCAGCCCCUACUUCAAGGUCAAGAAGUGGAAGCUAGAGCCCAGCCAUCGGGCGGCCAGUCUGGACACAAGAGGUUCCCCCAAACGGCAUCACUUCCAGCGGCAGCGGGCAGCCAGUGAGAGCAUGGAGCAGGAGGCGGCGGGCACCCCCCACGUGGACUUCAUCCAGUACAUCGCCAGGGCUGGUGACACUGUGGCCUUCCCGUCCCCCCGCCCCUUUCUGGCCAGCCCCACCAGCCCGCCCCCUGCUCUCGGCAGGUAUUUUUCAGUAGAUAGAGGUGCUAGGGGUGGACCCGUGGGCCCUUGCCCCGUUGCCCCUCCCAGGCGGCCCAGGGAGCGCGCUCCAGACCCCGUGGACCCGGGCUCGCCCGCCUCCAGCGGCAAGGCCCCUCCCAGAGGCCGACUCACUGGGGCCACCUCUCCAGCAUGGACCAGAGGAGGGAAGCGGGGAGAGACUGGGUAAGGGUAGGGGGGUACGUGGGGCCCCGCCGCCGAUGGCCACAGGCAGUAACACUUCGGGGUACCUGCCUGGGCUAGUACUGCCACUUCCUGGUGGAGCCCCAGGCCCUCUCCCACCC